Symsagittifera roscoffensis is the source of this 720-nucleotide messenger RNA. RefSeq lists its product as uncharacterized. The transcript is spliced from 2 exons. Gene Ontology annotation, biological process: positive regulation of TOR signaling; cellular response to amino acid stimulus. Gene Ontology annotation, molecular function: guanyl-nucleotide exchange factor activity; molecular adaptor activity. Gene Ontology annotation, cellular component: Ragulator complex. The coding region runs from base 62 to 541 and encodes 159 amino acids. The record is from RefSeq and is a predicted model, not a curated record. NCBI's taxonomy places the organism in Eukaryota, Metazoa, Xenacoelomorpha, Acoela, Convolutidae.
UUACUUCAGAUAAAUUUGAAAAACCGAAUUGGAAAUAGCGCCAGUAGUUAAACGGUCGCAAAUGUUCAGACCGAAAGUAUUAGCAGCUGUGCUCAACGAGGCAAAUGAGUCCUCGACAUCGGUCGAAACCGGCGGAAACAACAGGGGGUCAAGUUCAGGAGAUUCAUUCACCCUGUUGCUAAACAGGGAAGGCGCUCUUCUCGCGGCAUCUGCACCCCAGAACUCGGCAACUCCAAACUCGAUGGCCAAUCAGCAGCCUCGUGUUGUGUCGGCAAUUGUAUCUACUGUGUGGGCUCUGGCAUCUCAGAACAUAGCUGCAUUGGAGGCCGACCCACUGUAUGUGCUGAUUGUGGACUGUGAACAAGCCAGAAUUGCAAUUACAAGCGUAGGCCAUGGAGGCCUUCUUUUGUGUAUGUACUGCUCUACUAGGGGAAAUCCAGCUAGCCAACUGCCCCCGCUUGGAAUGCUGAAGGUGAAGCUGGAUGCUCUCAAACAACAUCUGGACGAACCAUUGAGUCAAAUCGCAACGACCGUGGCUUGAUCUCAUUUAUUGCUAACAUUGCAUCGACAGCUACUAUUUUGAGUGUAUUUGUCGCAAAAUAAGAACAGUGCUGUUAUUUCAAUGAAUGGACUGUAGAUUAUUUAGAUUAUUUAAUUAAAAGUGUAAAAUUAUUUUUGAAUAUUUGGAAAAUAGAUAGAUCAUGGAUGUUUUUAUACGAA